AUGCCGCGUAGUCGAAGUCGAAGUCCACGAGAUCGAUAUGGUAGUAAUCGAUAUCGUGGAGGUGGUGUAAUAAAUUCUGGAAAUAAUCGAAAACGACAUAGUCGAUCAAGAUCACGAUCACCAAGAGAUCGUGAGCGAGAUGGACGCGAUCGAAUAUAUCGUGACCGUUAUCAACAACGAUCUGAACGUCCGAAUAAACGUUAUUCUCGAUCACGUUCACCAUCACCAAAAGCAUUCGGAAAUAAAAUAGUCGACAAACGUCUUGAACCAACACAACGAAUUUUUGAUCCUUCGGAAUUACAAGGUAAAACAGAAGAUGAAAUUGAAAUGUUAAAAACAAUGGGUUUUGCAUCAUUUGAUACAACUAAAGGUAAACAUACAGAUGGUUCAACAAAUGCUCAUGGAACUAAUAUUCAACAAAAACGUCGUUAUCGACAAUAUAUGAAUCGAAAAGGUGGUUUCAAUCGUCCAUUAGAUCCAAUUGCUUAA
This is a messenger RNA of Rotaria sordida, 489 nucleotides long. The record is from the annotation of a GenBank genome assembly. Lineage: Eukaryota; Metazoa; Rotifera; Eurotatoria; Philodinida; Philodinidae.